This is a messenger RNA of Corticium candelabrum, 1970 nucleotides long. Its product is annotated as epsin-2-like. Gene Ontology annotation, cellular component: plasma membrane; endosome; clathrin vesicle coat. The record is from RefSeq and is a predicted model, not a curated record. The transcript has a single exon. Gene Ontology annotation, biological process: endocytosis. Gene Ontology annotation, molecular function: clathrin binding; phospholipid binding. NCBI's taxonomy places the organism in Eukaryota, Metazoa, Porifera, Homoscleromorpha, Homosclerophorida, Plakinidae. Bases 49 to 1728 code for a protein of 559 amino acids.
CCUGUGCCCUAUCAUUUAGCGUGUGUGCGCGCGGUGUAGCUCGUCAACAUGCCAAUCCGUCGCCAGCUGAAGAACGUCGUGAACAACUACACUGACGCGGAAGUGAAAGUGCGCGAGGCGACGUCGAACGACCCGUGGGGCCCCUCGUCGUCUCUGAUGGCCGAGAUUGCCGACUCGACGUACAACGUGAUGGAAUUCGGGCAGGUGAUGGGCAUGAUAUGGAGACGACUCAACGACCACGGCAAGAAUUGGCGACACGUGUACAAGGCGCUUGUCGUUCUCGACUAUCUGAUCAAAACGGGUAGUGAGAGAGUCUAUCAGCAAUGCCGCGAGCACGUCUUCACCGUUCAGACGCUCAAGGACUUCCAGUUCGUCGACAAGGACGGCAAAGACCAGGGUGUCAACGUGCGUGAGAAGUCCAAGCAGCUUGUCGCCCUACUGAAGGACGACGACCGUCUCAGGCUUGAGCGUGAGAAGGCGAUGAAGGCGAGGGAGCGAUUCGCGCAGGCCAAUCAGGCGGUGAGCAGCCAGACGAUCCACGCGCAGUUCGGACGGGCGAAGAAGAACAGCACGGCGACGACGGGGACGAUGUCGUUGGACGUUCCGCCGUCGCAAAUUUCGCCAGACAUCCAAAUGGCGGAGCCGCAGUUUCCGGCGGCGCCGCCACAAUUGACGGCGCCGCCGGCGGCCGCCGCGUCGUCGUCGGUCAUCGAGCAGGCACGUCCAUCCGACGCCGUCGAGGAGGACAUGCAGUUAAGAUUGGCUCUCGCGUUGAGCAAGCAGCAGGCGGAACAUGACUCGGAGUUACGCAUCAGCGAGGAGCAGCGCAUACAGGCGGCCAUCACGACCAGCCGACAAGAAGCCAACCACGAACAUAAUUCAACGCUGUUGAAGCUUUCAACACAAGGACUACCGCACAAUCCAGGCUUCGAGAAUGAUUUCGUCAGCAACGAUCCGUGGAGUGUCGGUGGCCAACCAAAGCAGCAGAAUCCAUGGGUGACUCAACCGAGUGUCGGAAAUACGAAAAAAUGGGAAUCGAUGGAUACACCGUUUGGUGCGGGACCGAUGAUGUCACCAGAGCAAAUGCCGGCCGAACGAGUUCAGUCGCCCGAUGACUUCGACCUGCUUGCUUCUCUAUCGUCGGCCACAAAUGGCAGCUCUCAGCCUAAGCCGGUGGUCGAUGCAUUCAAUAUGUCACAGAUGCAGCAGACUUUGCCACCGCCGAUGGCCACAAUGAACAACUCGAUGUCUCACCCGCAAGACCAUGACAAGCCGAGCUCGUUUCUUGGCGAUCAUUCCGGUCUCGUUAACGUCGACUCGCUCUUAGGCACCGGCCCGCAGAAAUCGGUCGCGAUGCCCGGAGCGAAUCCAUUCCUCAACGAACCAGUCGGCGCCACGGUCAUUCCACCGUCCGUGUUCGGGACGUCGCUCGCACACCGUCCAUCGUCACAGCCCGCCAACCCCUUCACUCAAGUACAGAAACCGAAAGCGAAGUCGCUCAACGAAUUAAAAGCGACCAACACCGGCUACACGACAGGCGGCGUGAACGCUCCUCUUCUACCCGCCCCUCUUAUUCCCGAUAGCAGCCGACCGGCACUCGCCGCUACGACCCUCCCUCCUCAGCAGCCUCAAUCAUAUAUGGCCGCCCCUAUGGCUCCAAUGCAAGGCAUGGCAAUGGGAUACCCUCAACAACAGCAACAGAACCCGUUCAUGACGUCCGGGUGGUGACACAAUAGCACAUAGAGAGAAACAGAACACGUUUACGCAUGCUCGGCCGUCUUCUAAGAAGGGAUUUACAGAUUUACUAACAUAUCAUUUCAGGGCACCGCUAUGAUCAUGUUGGGUAUUGGGAAACAGCGAUCGUCUUGUGUUAACUAUUCCUCGGGGGGACAUACAUUAAUUUGCUGUGAUUAUAUAUGUGUGCACGUUUUGUUGAAUAAUAAAUAAUAAAUAUUCCAGCAGUCGUCAAC